Messenger RNA from Eutrema salsugineum, 496 nucleotides. RefSeq names its product gibberellin-regulated protein 3. The transcript has 3 exons. The record is from RefSeq and is a predicted model, not a curated record. Bases 75 to 374 code for a protein of 99 amino acids. Lineage: Eukaryota; Viridiplantae; Streptophyta; Magnoliopsida; Brassicales; Brassicaceae.
UAUACCAAAUAAGAAAGUCCGAGAAAAUAGCUUUAUAUCCUGCACAACAAAAAGAAAUUGCCUGCUUUUCGGAUAUGGCAAUCUUUCGAACGAAAGUGCUUCUGUUACUUAUCCUCUUCUGUCUCACCACAUAUGAGCUUCACCUUCACGCUGCUGAAGGCGCGGAGGUUGGUGAAGGCAUAAUUAAAAUCGAUUGUGGUGGGAGAUGCAAAACUAGAUGCAGCAAAUCGUCGAGAACGAAUCUGUGCUUGAGAGCGUGCAACAGUUGUUGUUCACGCUGCAACUGUGUGCCACCUGGGACACACGGAAACCACCACCUUUGCCCUUGCUAUGCCUCCAUAACCACUCGUGGUGGCCGCCUCAAGUGCCCUUAAUCUACUUAAUUAUAAACAUAUGUACCCAUGUAUGUAUAUUUGAGAGAGCUGGUACUCUUAUGUUUUGAGAGGACAAUAAAAUGUGGGCCGUCUAUUAACUUGGACGAUCUAAUUUUAGGUUA